Pisolithus orientalis is the source of this 312-nucleotide messenger RNA. RefSeq lists its product as uncharacterized. Lineage: Eukaryota; Fungi; Basidiomycota; Agaricomycetes; Boletales; Pisolithaceae. The transcript is spliced from 5 exons. The record is from RefSeq and is a predicted model, not a curated record. Bases 1 to 312 code for a protein of 103 amino acids.
AUGAACUCGGAGGCGUCUUGGAAAACGGCUUUGCCUCGGAGUCCAAUGGUCUCCCGCACUUACGACUCGAGGUGGAACAUAGGGUUUAGCCAAGUUUCGUGUGGCGAUUGCCAGCUGUUCGUGCGAUCACUCGCAUAUCCCGGCCUCCUCGGAAUCAUCGCCAGCUGUGGUAUUCUUGUGUUACCCGUAUGCAGUAGUAAUUACUGGGCCGUACCUGACUUCCCACCAAACACGUUAGCCCACCAGGAUAGCGGUCGAAUAGAAUAUGCGACCUGCUUUCGAGAGUACAAUCGUCGGCCAGUCUUGGCUUAG